AUGCUCUCUUAUGAUGUAGAGAAUUUGGUCAUCAAGGUGUUCAGUGAAUUCUCGUCCAGUGCAAAGAAUAUUAGUGAACUUAAAGAGUUCUUUGACUUCCUGGAGACAGAAUAUUCGGAAAUCUUACGCCAUGUACCUACACGUUUUGUGACCCUUUUCACUGCCGUAGACAGGUUACUGAAGCAUUGGCCUGCCCUCAAAUCUUACUUUGUGAACAAAGGAGAGGAAAAAGUGAGCUGCACAAUAUGGGCCUUUCUUCCUCAGCAAGAGGACGCAGUAUCCGAUGGUGACAUUAUUACACUUCCCGAGCUGUACAUCUACUUUGUGCACAACAUUCUGAGCCAGUUUAACAACACCAUAAAGGUUCUUGAAAGUGAUUUCAUCCAGGUAACUGAACUGCAUGGCGUAUUCAGCAGGCUGAGAAGAGAGAUUCAGAAUCGACAAGAGCAAGGCUUCUACGGGUACAAGGUGACACAGUUCUUGAAAAAACUGCCACCUAAUGAGCAGAAUAAAUUUGUUGGCGAUGCCCAACGGGCUUACACACGCACGCUACAGUACCUGGAAAAGUGGUUUGAUUUCAGCGAAAACUCUUUCUAUGUGUUGUGUGCACCACUCAAUCUGGAUGGACCCCUUGAGCUAGACAAACUGUGCGCUUUGACUACAAGCUGGGACAUUCAAGUAGACGGAGAUGAACUAUUUACAGAAAUGUGCUCAUUGAAUGAUGCGCUACCAACCCUAAAGAGUUUGACAAAUGAUGCUGGAUCGACAUUUUCCCCACAGCAACAAGAGCGAAUCAAUGUCUCUGAGGUGUGGGUAGAAUUCUUUAAGCGCUGGGAGGCCCCGAACUUGCUUAAAAUUGUGCAGCAUGUGCUUGCUAUACCACCCACCAACGCAUUUGUGGAACGCGUUUUCAGUGUUAUGAAAAACCUGUGCACUAACAAAAGGAAUCAGCUCCAUGUGGACAUGGUGAAAGCUGAGUUAUUAGUGUACUUCAACUGUAAAAUGACAUGUGCCGAGUUUGCUGGAUUUUUGAAGACAAAAGCAGCGAAUGAGCUUGUGGUGGCAGCAAGAAAAGAACAGAAGUAUAAAUGUGAGGAGAUGAUGAGUGAGAAUGUGGAAGAGAAUCCUCAGCAGGAAGAUCCUGAGCAAGUUGAAACUCACGGAACUUUAUUGGGUAGAGCUGAAGCGACUGUGUCCUGGAGUCCAGAGUGUGGAAAAGCUGGUGGGUCUCAGCACAGCCCAGAGAGACAGCAGGGAAACCAGCCAGGGAAGAACAUGGGUAAAUCCACUCAAUGUGAAGGUGGUUCGAAGAAUCUUAGCAAAAAUAUGAUGCACCAGAGAUCCUCCAAAGGGGAGGGGAAAAACACAUGCACCGAAUGUGGGAAAAGCUUCAGCCGGAGUUUAUACCUUAUUAUACACCGCAGAACCCACACAGGAGAAAGACCUCAUAAAUGUCUUCAGUGUGGGAAAAAUUUUAUUGGCAUCCCAACCCUGAAAAAACAUCAGAAAAUCCACACGAGAGAAAAAUCCUAUCAGUGCCCCGACUGCGGGAAAAGCUUCGGUGAGCGAUCACACCUUCUAGGCCACCAGAGAGUCCACAGAGAAGCAAAAACCUUCAUAUGCUCUCAGUGUGGGGAAACCUUCUGUAACUGGUCAUCCUUUCUUAGACAUGAGAGAAUCCACACCGGAGAGAGAGCGAAGCCUUACAGCUGCCCUGAGUGUGGGGAGAACUUCCGUGAUAGGACUGGUCUUGUUAGGCAUCAGACAACUCACACGGGAGAGAAACCCUAUAACUGCCUGAAGUGUGGAGAAAGCUUCAGUCGGCGCUCAAACCUGACCAGGCACCAGAAAGUUCACACUGGGGAGAGACCCUAUAAGUGCCUCAAGUGCGGGAAAAGCUUCAGUCAGAAAUCAACCCGCAGUAGACAUCUGAGAACCCACUGGGGAGAAAACGAAUAAAUGCCCCGACUAGAACUGGCUGAAGUGAGUUAGACUGGAGCAGUCGAGACUAGCUUCCUUUUUAACUGCCAGAUUUCUGUGUGCUUUAAAGUCCACAUGUGGACUUGGAUUGUCCUGAAAAUUGCUGUGCCUCAUCUGGGCCGGGGGCAGAGCUAGGGGUCGGGGGUUGUGGCCAUUUGGUCUAGGGGUUCCUCUGAUACAGCCCCCCAAUAAGAAGCUGCUUUUACCAUUCAGAUUGCUCUGAAACCCUGUGCCAAUUUAACCCCCAUGAAAAGCAGGAAAUAUAACAUUAGUGUACAUGCUACUCCCACAACAUAACCUUAACUCUGCCCUCUUUGUGUGAAGUCCCAACGGGCCAAUAACACACAUUUGCUCUCUACCUUUGCAGAUGC
This is a messenger RNA of Mauremys mutica (yellowpond turtle), 2351 nucleotides long. RefSeq names its product zinc finger protein 157-like. The transcript is spliced from 2 exons. Gene Ontology annotation, molecular function: protein dimerization activity. Bases 1 to 1959 code for a protein of 652 amino acids. The record is from RefSeq and is a predicted model, not a curated record. NCBI's taxonomy places the organism in Eukaryota, Metazoa, Chordata, Testudines, Geoemydidae.